UCACUUCCCCUUCCUCCCACUCCCCUUGCCCCUCACCGGCGGCCACUCCCUCUCCACCUUGCCCCGCUCACCCGGCCGCACACACGACACAUACUCGCUUAUGAGGAAGUGCGGCGCACUCGACCACAUCGACACCAAAGCGGACCGGCUGCUCACGUUGGCCGCCUGCAGAGCCCUUACCAGCUGCUGCUGGGGGUGCUGAUGGGGGGAGGCACGGUCCUUCCCUCCCCCUUUGCUGCUGCUGACCAGGAACGGGGUCCACUUCCGCAUUGACGUUACCACAAGGCCUUCGAGCAAGGCAGCUGCAAACACCUGCACCAAGACGCAGAGAGAGAGAGAGAGAGAGAUUUGGGGGAGGGAAGUCUUGUGUGUGUGUGACGGUCUGUCUCACUCUCACCUGGUAUCUGAGGUCGGAUUGUGUGUGCGUCGCGGCCAU
This is a messenger RNA of Vitrella brassicaformis, 436 nucleotides long. Lineage: Eukaryota; Vitrellaceae. The record is from the annotation of a GenBank genome assembly.